Molecule: messenger RNA, 988 nt
Organism: Exophiala viscosa
Lineage: Eukaryota; Fungi; Ascomycota; Eurotiomycetes; Chaetothyriales; Herpotrichiellaceae
Product: peroxin-4
Exons: 2
Coding region: 271-849 (192 amino acids)
Source: RefSeq, a predicted model, not a curated record
CCUGGGCGCAGACGGGCUAGACCCCUGCACUGCACUUUAUUCCCCAGAAUUUUAGGUGUCGAUCGCCUCGGCUAAACUCGAGCUUACAUUGUCCGAUACGAGGACGACUGACAACAUAUCCGGGACGACGGACUCUAAUCACUCUUGCCUGCGCCUACACUAGAGCUACGAGAUAACCUCCCCUCCCUCCAGUCCACCUCCAAUCCCACCUGCAUACCACCGCCGCAUCGCAGUCUGUCCUCAGCAACUUACACCUCUUCGCGCACCAUCAUGUCCUCCUCCCGCAGCCGCGACAAAUCCUCCUCAACCAACGCUCUCAAACGCCUCACCCACGAACUCCAAGACCUCGACCGCCAACCCUGCGAGUCAACCCUGCACCUCGGCCCAGCCACAGACUCGGACCUCUUCACAUGGGAAGCCGUGCUCAAAGGCCCCCGCGAGCCAUCAUCCCCAUACUUCAACGGUCUCUGGCUACUCUCAAUCUCUAUCCCACAAAAUUACCCUCUCGCCCCUCCCAAGAUCCACUUUGUAACACCGAUAUGCCAUCCUAACGUACACUUUUCUUCCGGCGAGAUUUGCUUGACGUUAUUGUCCGGCGAACACUGGGCGCCAACAUACACGCUUGCCACAACACUAGGAGCCAUCCAGCAACUGCUCACUUCUCCGGGCCUGGACAGCCCGUUAAAUGUCGACAUUGCGAACCUGUACCGGGAGAACGACAGCGUCGGCGCGGAGGGUCUGGUGAGGUUCUGGACGGGCGAGAAGAGGUGGGCUGGUGAAGGCAAGGCUGGGUGGAUCACUGAACGGAGGCCUGGGACUGGGGGCCAUCUUUCUGAAUCGAUACACUGAUUUAUUGUAAAAACACUGUUUGGUCUAUUAUCGUCCUCUUUUUCUGGUCAGAGCGCAGCGACGGACUCGAAACGAUCGGGCGCGAACACUAGAGUUAUGGUGUUUGGGAUCAUGUAUCGACGUUAGGACGUAUCGGACA